GUUGCAAAAUACGAUUUAAUUGAUAUCGGAGCAAAUCUUUUACACCCCUUGUUUGAAAAUGAUUUCGGCGAUGUUGUUGUUCGAGCAAAACAAGCAGGGUUGCAAAAAAUAAUUGUAACGGGAACUAAUCUUGAAAUCAGUGAAAAAGCAAAGAAUUUAGCGAGUCUUCAUCCCGGUUUUCUUUAUUUUACUGCUGGUAUCCAUCCUCAUGAUGCAAAAACAUUCGAUGAAAACAGUUAUUACGCACUGGAGCAAUUAUGUGCCGAUCAGCGAUGUGUUGCUGUCGGUGAAUGUGGACUCGAUUACAAUCGAAAUUUUUCUACACCCGAUGUUCAAAAAGUGGUUUUCGAAAAACAAGUUAAGCUUGCCUGUUCUAUUAAGAAACCAUUGUUUGUUCAUCAGCGUGACGCGCACGUCGAUGUAUUGAACAUUCUUGCUAAAUUUAAAGAAACCCUUCCACCAACAGUAAUUCAUUGUUUUACUGGUACAAGUAAUGAGGCUGUAGAUUGUAUUAAUAAUGGAUAUUAUAUUGGAUUGACAGGAUUUCUCUGGAAGGACCGGUCAGAAAAUGGUGUAAAGAAUGCUUUGAUGAAUCGCAAAAUUCCUUUGGAUCGGUUGGUCUUAGAAACUGAUUCUCCAUUUAUGUAUCCCAAAAUAAAUGACAAAAACAUUCCUAAAAAUAUAAAAGAUCGGAUUUCGUCUCAUUCUCGUAAAUUACAUCAAUUUUCCUCUUUCAACCGUAAUGAACCAUCAGCAUUAGCUGCCAUUUGUGAUUUAGUCGCCGCCUAUUUAGAUGAAGAUCCUAUAAAAGUUGCUCAAAUAACUAGUGAAAAUGCGAGAAAUAUUUUUUUUUUGAAUAAAGUAAAAUAG
Molecule: messenger RNA, 870 nt
Organism: Dracunculus medinensis (Guinea worm)
Lineage: Eukaryota; Metazoa; Nematoda; Chromadorea; Rhabditida; Dracunculidae
Source: the annotation of a GenBank genome assembly